This is a messenger RNA of Fraxinus pennsylvanica, 462 nucleotides long. Lineage: Eukaryota; Viridiplantae; Streptophyta; Magnoliopsida; Lamiales; Oleaceae. The record is from the annotation of a GenBank genome assembly.
AUGCCUUCGAAUCCGAGUUGGAAGCUUACUUUUGUUGCAAUUCUAGUGUUGGAGAUGUGGGCAUCUCAAGCCAUAGCUCGUUCAUUGCAAGGCACAUCCAUGGUUGAAAAACCCGCGCAAUGGAUGGCACACUCUGGACGCCAGUAUAAGGAUACUAAUAGCGAGUCAGCAUUGCUAAAAUCCGUGGCUAAACAACCAGUAUCUGUUGCCAUUGAUGCUAGUGGAUCCGACCUCCAGUUCUAUAAGAGUGGAGUUUUCACUGGAGAAUGCGGGACUGAUCUAGACCAUGGCGUUACUGCAGUCGGUUAUGGGACAGCUAGUGAUGGUACUAAGUAUUGGUUAGUUAAGAAUUCCUGGGGAACAAGUUGGGGUGAGAAUGGAUACAUCAGAAUGCAGAGGGACAUUAACGCUGAGGAAGGACUUUGUGGCAUUGCGAUGCAAGCUUCUUAUCCAACUGCUUAA